Molecule: messenger RNA, 6289 nt
Organism: Liolophura sinensis
Lineage: Eukaryota; Metazoa; Mollusca; Polyplacophora; Chitonida; Chitonidae
Product: transmembrane protein 263-B-like
Exons: 3
Coding region: 218-541 (107 amino acids)
Source: RefSeq, a predicted model, not a curated record
GCCAGUAGUGUUCAAAAAAGCUUGGUUAAAUUUUAGAAUUAUUUGAUAUUUAGACGAUAGAAGACGUGGCAAACUGAGUCUCUAUUAUUGUCUGAAGUGGAUUUCUGUUUGUGUGUUGAUUUCAUUUUUGCUUUGAGCCCAAUCUCCGACACACAUCUCUCUGAACAGUUCGAGCCAGAGGCUCGACAUUGACCAUUGUCCAUCUCUUUUAUCCAAAAUGACUAGUUGGUAUCAGAGUGUUAAAUCAUAUAUUGUUAAGCCACCUCCUCCACCUAAAGAGGAAAUGUCAGAGGCAGACGAUGUCAAAGAAAAUGACGCCCCAGAAAUAUCUGCUAACAAGAAAACAGAUGAAGCACAUGAUCCAAGUCAACAGCCUGGAAUACUGUGGCGUAUGUCUAGUGGGGUGUAUAACACAGCAAGCGGAGCUGUUGGGAUGGGUGUUGGAGGGGUAAAGUGGGCAGCAGGAAAGGGUUAUGAUGUUGUGAGCAAGGUACCAGUCCCAUCAGUGCCAAGGUUACGCAGGAAAGACAAAAAUGAAUAACAAAAAAUCACCUAAAUCAAAUACAGUUUCCCAUGAGAGUUGUGACUUAUCAUGAAAUCAGUUUGCCAAAAAUUUCAUGAGAUUUCUAUCUUCAGAAAUUACGAGACUGGUAACUUAAACCCCUAGUGCCAGAUUCCAUUGUUGUAAAUGUCACUCUAGUGCCAGAUUGUUGUUAUAUCUGACACUCCCAGCGCCAGACAAUUGUUGUAACUGACACUGUGGAUGCGUUUUCUUCACUUCCUGGUGGCCACUGGAUGGGGUUGUGAUCUCUGGUGUGUCGAUGUGUUGUCCACUGGAGAAGAUUCGUGGCAGCAGUCUGGUGUUGGUGAAGUUGGUAGUGUGUUUUGUAGUGUCCUAACUCGGGCGACUUGAUGUGAUUUCUGGAACGUCGGAAUGGUAUACUGUGCCCUCCAGUGGCCACUGAAUCUGCAACCAGUGGCAGUCGGAUUAAAAUAUGGAUUACACUGUUUAGUUCCAGACAGGUGUUGCAACUGACACUUGUGAUGGCAGACUGUUGUAACUGACACACCUAGUGCCAGACCAUGGUUGUAUCUAACACACCUAGUGCCAACCAUUGCUGUAACUGACACACCUAGUGGCAGACCGUUGUUGUAACUGACACACCUAGUGGCAGACCAUUGUUGUAACUGACACACCUAGUGGCAGACCGUUGUUGUAACUGACACUUUUGAUGGCAGACUGUUGUUGUAACUGACACACCUAGUGGCAGACCAUUGUUGUAACUGACACACCUAGUGGCAGACCGUUGUUGUAACUGACACUUUUGAUGGCAGACUGUUGUUGUAACUGACACACCUAGUGCCAGACUGCUGUUGGUAUGGUGAUUUUCAUUCAACAAGAAUAUUUGUCUCAUGAAAAAUGGAAGCUAAAUAUGACUUUUUGGAAGAAGAUUUAUGUGUGGAAAAUUUUGUAGGGAUACUAAUAACAUAUUUUUGUGUCUUUUUUUUUUUCAUUUACUCAUCAAUUUCUUGUCAGUGCAGAAGAUCUGUAGAAGUAGUAUUUUGCCAGAAAGUAUUUUGUGCUACAUGUACUAAGAUAUCAUUCAAUUAAUGGAAUUGUAAACUUUUAAUGAAUGACAGAAAGUCAGAAAAAUUAAGUUCCACCAUGUAUUUUAAAAUUUUACACAUGUGUAUGGUAUGUUAUACACUCUGAAUGAUUUUGAAUGGACCAUUUUUUGGUAGUAAUACUUUUGUAUCUCAACUGAAAUAGCAAUAGUGAUAGAAAUGUCGGUGCCUAAUGAUAUCUGAAUUACUGGUAGUGCAAUUUUAUUGUUAUUUUGUGAAUGCUAACAUUGAUCAGAUCUCCAGGCAAGAGUAUUUUCAUUCUCAACCUACAUGCCCUGGCCAAAGAUGGUCACUAGGUCAGCUGUGGCAUGCUACCUGAAACUGGAUCUUUAUUAAAGUUGUGUGAUUGUCAUAUGGAAGAGUGCAGAGUACAUUUAGAUGUCUUUGCAAAAAGAUGUUUGAAACUGGGAGGACAUGUUAAUAAAGUUAAAGUUAAUUAACCCCAGUUUUUGUGAUAAUUCUGUUUUAAAAAAAAAAAAAACGCCACAAAACUUGCUUACUGUAAUUAUGAGGAUCAUAUGACAGUUGCUCUUGGUUAUACUAGUUACAAGUGUUUGUUGUUGUUCCUAAAAUGUAUGACUGAAUUCUACAUUGUUGAUGUCUGUGUACAUACAUGUAUGUUUGUGAAAAGAUGAAAAGCAAACUAUAAAAAGUAUAUGCUUUGUUAUAUUUUAGUAUGGUACCAUAGACAUAUUGACAUUAGUGUUGUACGGUUCAUACUAACAUUAUUAGUAGGCUAAUUUGUAUUUACCAAAGGUUUAAUUUUUCAUUUAUGCGCAUGCAAUGUUCUGUUUCAGUAUUUCUGGAAUAGUUUGGCUUAUUUUAUUUUAACAUGCUACAAACAGAUUCUGUCAGCUUUGACAGAUCUGUAAAUGUGUGACCGACAGAAAACUUUUUGUUUUGCGAGCUUUGUAGUGCAGACAGAAACAACCCUACAUAUCCACCAUGUGUCAUGCAGUUGCAUAUCAAAAUGCGUAGUAGAUUUUGAAAUACAUGUACUCCUUGUUUCAUCCCCCCUACCGCCACCUAUUUCCCAGAAAGGCAUUUAUGUAUAUGGACUUAAUUUUUGACUGAUGCAAAAAUCUACAGCAAUUGUCAUCGUGCACCCUAGCCCCCCACCCCUCCCCCUCCCAAAAAGCCAUUUAUACAUAUAGAUUAAUUUUUUGAAUGAUGUAAACGUCUGCUGUCAGCUUGCAGUAUUUUUUUGAAUGUAAACUACUUAUAUUUAUGGCAAAUUUCUUUUUGUUGGUACAGAAAUGGUUAUUGAACUUGCACUGUUUGGUGCAUGUACCUGUUUAUGCUUAUACAUGUAGGUUGUAAAUACCUAAAAAAAAUGUUGUUUUUAUGUCAUUUUGGUGUUUUAUUUUUAUGCUUUAGCAAAGCUGUCUAGUCAGUGGUUUAUUGAAUUUGUUGCUAUAGCUGAUAAGGUUUUUGUUUGAGCACAACUACUAUGAUUUUUCCUUGCCAACUUAUUGAAGCACUAUGUAUCCAGCAAUUUUGAAGUGAAUCCUAAACAUGUCAACGCAUCCAAAGGUUUUAAAAAGGGCAAAUAGAGGGUUGUUCAACCAUCCACUUUAUCCAACUUCAGUUCCGUCAUUUAGUUAAUUUACAGUUUUAGCUCUUUCUUCAUACCAAGAUGAAAACGCAGAGACAUUCCUGCAUUCAGGUUGGCAUGAUGUCUUAUUGUAGGAUCUGACCUGAGACAAAUUUCAAAAUACAAAAAAAUAGACCAUUUACAUAUGAUGUGUAAAAUAAGUUGUUGAUACCCGAGCAGUAAAUUGGUUAUAAUUUAGGAAGGCAAUCCAGAUCAUUUUGGUAAAUCGAACUGUAACUCUUGUUUUAAAAGGCAAAGGCUUUGGAGCUGAUGUAGGCGUAAUUUUUUAAAGUGAAGUGCCAGUUGGUUUUGCCUGUAACGACAGUGAAAACCAUUCGGCUUGCAUAGACCCUUACAUAGUGUGGUCUGUACUUGAGAAUCACGAGAUCUUCUGCAUUAAGACAGCUCAAAUCUAUGCACCUCACUAGGAUAUAUGUCGUACCUCAAGUUUUUCGUGUCAUAGUUUGCCUGGAACUGUCGAGCACAAGUUUAAGUUUUGUACAUUCUUGUUCAUUUAAUAGAUAACAUGUUGACUGGCAUCAGUGUUUUACUGUGUUCAAGUGUAGGUUACAGAUAAGUACAGUGUAUAAGGAAGUUUACAUUACUUGUAUAUAUGUUUACAAAAUAUGUCAAAUGCAGAUACAGUUCAGAACAGUCAUGGGAAAUUUGGUGAUAUAAAAUACUAAAAGAUAUUAAAGAACAUGUGCUGUAUAUUUGGGAAUGUCUGACCAUUUUGAGAAUACAUCUACUUAAAUUUUCCAUAGGAAGUAGGACACACUCAUUCUUGAUGUGAAUCAUUCAGUUGGGGUAUUCAGUGGUAAAUGCAAGUCUCCAAUCUUGAAAUCAAUUUUUUUGUGGUCAGACAAAUUGUGGUUUUUGCAAAGAAUACAAGUCUACACAGAUAUAUUCUUUCGAGCUUGUUAAUGUACACCUAUAUAAACAUGAUUUGUAUAGAAUGCAAAACACAUUCUGGAAUUUUGCAGAGAAAACAAUUCUGUGUUAACAUGUGGAAUUCUCUAGUGAAAGUACUUCACAUAAAUAUAUCUCAGGUUGGAAUUAUUUUGUGGGUAUAGGCCAGCAUGAAUAUAUUGUGGAAUUGUGCAAGAAAACGGACCCUUUUAAGCAUAUUGUGGAAUUCUGUGUGGAAUGCAUGCCUUUAUAAGCAUGUUAUGGAAUUCUAUAUGGAAUGCAUGCCUUUAUAAACGUAUUGUGGAAUUCUGUAAGGAAUGCAGGCCUGUAUAAGCAUGUGGUGGAAUUCUGUAUGGAAUGCAGGGCUACUUACAUGUAAGCAUGUGGAGUUGUGUAGGGAAUGCAGAUUAUAUAGUUAAGCUUGGAAUUCUGUAAGCAUGCAUACAUAUUGUUGAUUUCUGUAGUGAAUGCAAGUACAGUAAUGACACACUGAAGUAUACUUGUGGAGAAAUGCUGAUGCAUUCAUCUUGUUGAUGUUCUGUUAGACAAAGUAUUGUCUUGAAAAUGCUACUGUUUUAUAAAAUUGGGCUUCAACUACCACUUUUUCACACAGGAAACAUUAUCAAACUUGUUACUCAGAUCUGCGAGGAAUCGUUGCCAUUUCAUAUUGAUUUCGUUGAAUAUGGGAGACCUGUUUUUCACAAAAGCUAUGCAAUGCAUGUGCCAGGGUACGGUAUUACCAGAGUUUUGUCAAUACUUUCAGUGUUGAUUUACAUGUUGGUGACUUGCUCAAAUUAGCCUUUAGCUUCGCUAUUAGAUGAUCAUAUCUUUUUGAUACUGAUCACAAACAUUGCUGCUGCUGCUGCUUCAUUUUAGAAGAAUUUAUUGAACCCAUGAAAUGGUCUUGCUGUAUCAGAAAGUUUUCAUGUACAUGUGAUGUUCCAAGUGCAGAGAAAUUGUAGAGGCAUUUAUACGAGAUGUAUUAUUUGACAUGUACAAGAUUUAGAAUUAUGGCUUAUGUUUGUUUAUCAGUAUUGAGUGUCUGCAUUUCACACUUUACAGAACCAGAGUUUAUCUUUAGCUUGUAUGAUCAUGUUUUGAAACAUACGAUGUGCAUGUAUUAUUGUUACAGUAACCGUGUAUUAUGGUGGGUUUGCUAAAAGUUUAGAUUUGGCCUUACACAAUUGGCUUUUCUCACAGGUUAGAUUUGGCCUUACACAAUUGGCUCUUCUCACAGGUUACAUUUCUUUCAUAUGAAGACGAUAAUAUUUAAGCUGGCCUUGCCUUAGUAAUUAUUAUAUUUUAUUUGACUUUUUUUUAUUGAAAGGUUGAAUUUAAGAAAUGUUUCAUCCAAAGAAAUGAAAAAGUCUGACCAUACACAAUUGUUGUCAACACUGAGAAGGUCUGACGAUAUUAAACUAAAUGAAUGAGUUUAUUUACAGAACAUUCACAAUAUAUUGAUCUACCAUGGAUUUCUUGUUUGUCCAUUUAGUAACUUAUUGUUUACCAUGAUUGCCGUGAGUAUGUACCUGUAACUCAGGCCUAACAUUCUGAUUUUUGUGAAUGUCUUUGGGAAUUGGUAAAGCAAAAUUAACAUGGUGCAAUUUAUCUGAAUGUUUAUUACAUUUAUUUGUUGAUUUGUAUUUUAUAGAAGUAACUGAUCUGGAUGCUUGUUAUUUUACGAGUACAAAAGCCUUAUUUUAUAAGUAAGGUCAUUCAUACCAGCACAGCUGUAUGGUCAUAUUUGUAGGCAUUGUUGUUCACACUAGUUCAUCCAUACCAGUGUAUUGUCACCAAUCUCUUCAACCCAGUACAGCUGUAUUUUUCAGUUUUCUUGAUACUAGUGUCCCACAAGAUUAAACAACAGUGAAAAUAAAUGAACACCAUAUCAGUCUGUUACAGGGAACACACUUUAUCCCAGUACUAGCUUUUUACAAGCAAUGUGUUCCUUUUGUUCACUAGCAUAUCAGCUUGUUACAAGCAAUAUGUGCCACUCCUGUGUUCGCCUGUUGCAAGCGGUAUUAUUAUUCUAUUCAUGACCACAUCAGCCGGUUACAAGCAACACCGUUGGCUUCAUCCCAGUAUUAGUCUCAAAUUGUCCCAUGUUUUCCCCAGCUAUUCAGUUUCUCCUUUAGUCAAACCUGUGCAGUUGGAUAUGCU